ACACAGACAUCGCCGGCGGCCUCCAUGUCGGAUGCAAGACAGUCUCAUUCACCUCUCUCAGAUGUGCGCUCAUCUAAAGCCACUGAUCGCGAGGAGAGAAGCGGAAGCUCCAAUAGUUCUGGCUCGAAGACAACUACCACCACUCCUCACCAGAAGGUCGCAGGCUUCGAAUUCACCAAAAGGAAGCGCUGGGCAGAGCUUUUGAUUAACGAGCUCUCUGAGUGUAUCGUCUUUAUACUCUCUCCAGCUGGCGCAAUCUGGUUCUGUGGAUAUUCCAUCAACGAGUUGCUGGGCUGGAGGGACGAAGAAGUGGUCGAUCGGGACUUUGCCAGUCUCAUGAACGAAGACGACGAUCGUAAUCAAUUCUAUGAACUAUUCGGCGACUCUAUCCGAAACCGAAGCGAAUUGCUAUCUUAUGUUCGCCUUCGCUGUAAACCACCCGAUUAUCCAGCGGUACCGUUCCCACCCAACAUGCAGGGCGCUUAUCCUGGAUAUGGAUCACCAUCAGCUCCCGUCGCUCCCGUUAAGCACAAGGAAAUGCUCUUCGAGAUCAAGGGGUAUCCUCAUUUCCUUUCGGACGAGGACACGGAAGAAUCUGAGCGGACGUCUCAGCAUGCCAGUCUUGAAAAUCUUCACUUCGAUAGUACGCCCCAGCUCGGGGCCGGCAAUCCGUUUCAAGGAGAGCCGUGCAAAUGCUUCUUUGUCACGGCAAAACCGUAUCCCAGCAGAAACAGCGCCAUGUUGAAUACAUUCCUCGAGCUUAAAAUUGAGAAUGAGCGCCUGCAGCAAAAAUUAGCGAAUUUGCGGGCAAGACAAAAUGCGCUCGCAGUCCAAGGUAUCGGUACCGCACCAGUCCCGCAACCCUCCACGUCCAUAUCGGCGUCAUCGACGAGUUCGACCUACGGAACCAAUAACCACGCUCAGGGCGCUCAGUACGAUGCCACUGAACACGGAGGCUCAUAUGGUCCUGCAUGGUCAAACUACACCUCAGGGGAAUAUGGAGAACAAAUGCGAAGUCCGGCUCCACCGGCCCCUGCUGGCGGCUCGCAAUCAUUGGAUCCCUACAGCAAUGUCGGCAUGGCAUACGGAGUCGGAACGAACUCGCCGGGGAUAGUGCAAUCUGAGCGAGACUCUGACGAAGAUCCGCGAGGCGCAGGGGACGACGGCAAGCGAAAAAAGCCCAAGAGAGUUCAUACCCUGUCCGAUCAAUAUGUGUGCGUCACAUGCGGCCGGACCGACUCUCCAGAAUGGCGCAAAGGUCCUCUUGGUCCGAAGACCCUAUGCAAUGCCUGCGGUCUCCGCUGGGCCAAGCAGAUGCGGAAGUUCGAGAAGGAAGGUGGCGACAAGCUGGAUGUCGAUGGGGAGUGA
Punctularia strigosozonata HHB-11173 SS5 is the source of this 1368-nucleotide messenger RNA. RefSeq lists its product as uncharacterized. Bases 25 to 1368 code for a protein of 447 amino acids. Gene Ontology annotation, biological process: regulation of DNA-templated transcription. Gene Ontology annotation, molecular function: sequence-specific DNA binding; zinc ion binding. The transcript is spliced from 4 exons. The record is from RefSeq and is a predicted model, not a curated record. Lineage: Eukaryota; Fungi; Basidiomycota; Agaricomycetes; Corticiales; Punctulariaceae.